This is a messenger RNA of Nyctereutes procyonoides (raccoon dog), 1239 nucleotides long. RefSeq names its product septin 14 (gene SEPTIN14). The coding region runs from base 25 to 1239 and encodes 404 amino acids. Lineage: Eukaryota; Metazoa; Chordata; Mammalia; Carnivora; Canidae. Gene Ontology annotation, cellular component: septin ring; microtubule cytoskeleton; septin complex. The record is from RefSeq and is a predicted model, not a curated record. Gene Ontology annotation, biological process: cytoskeleton-dependent cytokinesis. The transcript is spliced from 8 exons. Gene Ontology annotation, molecular function: GTP binding; molecular adaptor activity; GTPase activity.
GGAGAUAGUGUCCGUUGCUUAACAAUGCUUGGUCAUUUUGGUUUUGAAUGUUUGCCUCAUCAAUUGGUGAACCGAUCUAUCCAACAAGGAUUCUCUUUUAAUAUUCUGUGUGUGGGAGAAACUGGGAUUGGAAAAUCAACACUCAUUGACACAUUGUUCAAUACUAAUUUGAAAGACAAAAAAUCCUCGCAUUUUUACUCAAAUGUUGGACUUAAAAUUCAGACAUAUGAACUUCAAGAAAAUAAUGUUCAAUUGAAAUUAACUGUUGUGAGAACUGUGGGAUAUGGUGAUCAAAUAAAUAAAGAAGCCAGCUACCAACCUAUAGUUGACUAUGUAGAUGCUCAAUUUGAGGCUUAUCUUCAAGAAGAAUUGAAAAUUAAACGUUCCUUCACUGACUACCAUGAUUCCCGUAUACAUGUGUGCCUUUACUUCAUUUCACCUACAGGACAUUCUCUGAAGUCCCUUGAUCUAUUAACAAUGAAAAACAUUGACAGUAAGGUGAACAUUGUACCAUUGAUUGCCAAAGCAGAUACAAUUUCUAAAUAUGAUUUACAGAAGUUCAAGUGUAAAAUAAUGACUGAAUUGGUUAGUAAUGGCAUCCAGAUAUAUCAGUUUCCAACAGACGAUGAACCUACUGCUCAGGCGAACUCUUCAAUGAAUGGACAAUUACCAUUUGCUGUAGUAGGGAGUAUGGAUGAAGUGAAAGUUGGAAAAAGAAUGGUCAGAGGCCGUCAGUACCCUUGGGGAGUUUUACAAGUGGAAAAUGAAAAUCACUGUGAUUUUAUCAAGCUCCGGGAUAUGCUUCUUUGUAUAAAUAUGGAAGACCUGAAAGAACAAACCCACAUUCAACACUACGAACGGUACAGAUGCUGCAAACUGAAGAAAAUGGGCUUUACUGAUGUGGGUCCAGACAACAAGCCACUUAGUUUUCAAGAGAUCUAUGAAGCCAAAAGACAAAAGUUCUAUGAUCAAUGUCAGAGGGAAGAAGAAGAAUUGAAACAAAAAUUUAUGCAGCGAGUAAAGGAGAAAGAAACAACAUUUAAAGAGUCUGAAAAAGAGCUACAGAAAAAGUUUGAGCAUCUUAAAAGAGUCCAACAAGAGGAGACAAUGAAACUUGAGGAGGAGAGAAGACAACUGGAAGAAGAAAUAAUAGAUUUUUAUAAAAUGAAGGCUGUUUCUGAAACAUUACAGACUCAAGUGUGCACCAACAUAAAGAAAGAGAAAGAUCGUAAGAAAUAG